AUGUCUCACGGAGGUCCGGUUACCGGAUUCCCAGCGCCCGGUCUUCCAGAACAGAACCGCUAUAUUGUUGGCCACAACACAGAGGGAAAGUCCGUCUUUCUAGUCUCUGACAAGGGUGACCAUGCCGCCAUUAUGGUCGAAGGAGCUGCAGCGCAGAAUAUCCCAUACAGCACAAAGUCCAACCCGGUGGACUUGACAGAUGAUCAAGACAUCAAGUUUUCCAUGGAGAACAAGCCACCGUUAAACUAUCCCGAAGGUUCAGUAAUCCGCACCAUCGACUUUGCACCUGGGGUCGAGUCGAACCUGCACCGUUCUAUCGGUCUCGGAUAUGGCGUUGUCACACAUGGCGUGAUGGAGUUGUCGCUGGAUAGUGGUGAGAAGAGGCUCAUGUAUCCUGGAGAUGUGUCGGUGAACCGGGCUGGUAUGCAUCGUUGGAAGAAUGUUUCGGAUAGUCAGCCAGCCAGGAUGGUUUAUUUCCUCGUCGGGGUCACGAAUGCCACGGCAGCUGGGAAGGAGUUGCAUGAGGACUUGGGGUAUUUGGCGAAGGAAUAUAUCCGCCGAUUCCAAGUCAAAUUUUCUACGAACCGUGAUUAUUAUACGGCGCUAUCUAUUCUUAGCGAGAUUGAAUGCCCAUUUUCCGAGGCCAAUGUAAGCCCAACGUCACAGGCGCGGACUGCGACAACUACCCAGACACAACUGUCCUCCGUAUCUGCGGUGAAAGGUCCUUCGUGUGGCUCCUCACUAUUUGAUCUCCCUGCUUCCAACAGUCCACUCGUCUCAGCGCAUCCGUCGACCGCGAGACCAUCCACCGCUGUAUCCAGUGUGACUGCCGUAACCCCCUCGUCACCAAGCACUGUCAUCCCUAUGCCCACAGAUAUCCGAGCUACCAGGGGCAAUCAAAACCAUGCUCUAAAGAUAGCAUCCUCUGAAGAGGCAACACAUUCCAUAUAUCGUGCACCAGAGCAAAACAAUAUCAAUAAACCCAUCAACAGACUCUCAACUGCCACAACAUCCUAUGACAUACAAUCAUUAGAUCACAUUUUGCCUCCGAAAAGAGAACUCCCGUUUUCCAAACCAGCUGCUAAAAGGUCGCGCACGGGUAUACAACGAUCAACCAAGCAUUCUGAGACAGCACCGAGUACAGCUCCUGACUUCCAGCAUCAACCUGAAACACGCGCACCAUCAUCAGCCUAUAUAUUUCCCGAACCGAACAACACCAAGCCAGUAGCUCUAGCUCCCAAACCCGUCACGCCCAAAUGCAGCUUUCCUUCAUUCUCACAACCAUCUAAUAGCAUGUCUCCACACAAUCCCGCAGGAUCCUUACCGCAGACUUCCUCCCUACAAUGCUCCGAUCCACCAAACACAGAGAACCCCAUCCAACAAAUCCAUGCGUUGCAAAAUACACUCAGCAAGAGCACCGAACCACUAGGGAAGUACAGUCAAUAUCAUACGCCAGCCCUCUCCUCGUACUCGUCGACACCCACCGUGGAGCGGACAAAGCUCCUAGAGGGUUGGAUUUGCCAGCAUAUCGAGGAUGAUGCAUUCAUCCGGCUUUGUGAGGAUGUCGAAGGAAUAUGGAGACGGAUUGCACUAGGGAAAUAG
Molecule: messenger RNA, 1602 nt
Organism: Aspergillus tanneri
Lineage: Eukaryota; Fungi; Ascomycota; Eurotiomycetes; Eurotiales; Aspergillaceae
Exons: 5
Coding region: 1-1602 (533 amino acids)
Biological process (GO): reciprocal meiotic recombination
Source: RefSeq, a predicted model, not a curated record